Molecule: messenger RNA, 2374 nt
Organism: Punica granatum (pomegranate)
Lineage: Eukaryota; Viridiplantae; Streptophyta; Magnoliopsida; Myrtales; Lythraceae
Source: RefSeq, a predicted model, not a curated record
AAAUAAACGGAGGGCCGGAGGGAGAAGAGGGAAGGGAAAUAAGCGCGCGUCCGCCGGCAGCAGUCAGCAGUAGCAAUCGAGCCGCCGCCCGGGAGAUUCUUCGAGUCGUGCUUGGAUCUUGCUCCGGCCCCGAUUAAGCUGAAGCUCUGGAGCGUCCCAAUGGAGCGACCAGUAGGUUUCGAGGAGGAGGGAGCAGCAGCACCGGGAUCCGCCGCCCCGGAGGAGUUGCCGCCGGCGCAGUCCGUCUUGAACUUCAGGACCGUGCCCUGGCUGAGCUGGGACGAGUGGGACCACGUGAGGUUCUCCCUCUUCUCGUCUUCUCCGGACGCCAUUGAAGCUGCGCUCAUCAGAAUAUCGACAUGGAGAAGCAGGGGAUGUAUUCCACCGCUGAUUGAAGUUACUGCUGAUUUCGUUGUAGGUCAGCAGAUGGAUCCUUUCUUCAGGAAGGACCAAGAUCAAGCUGCACCUUCUGGUUUAGAUCAAAUUCUGGCUAAUCUGUACUCCAUGGCUGUUAUGAGGCUUGUCAAUGCUGUUGUUGAGAAGACACGCAAAAAAAGAGAAACGUCAAUUGCAGAAGCAGCUGAGGAAUAUGAUAUUCCACGCAUGCUGAUUGAUGUUCGUCAUGACUGUUCUCAUCGGGAACUCCCAGCACUUCCCCUGCUUCGUGAGGCCUCGCUUCAGGCCCUUGACUGGCUAAAGUCGUAUUACUGGGACCCUCAGAAGCAUGCACUUCCAUCUCCUGUAAGAGGUACAAGAGAGAAAAUCGAUUCUAAGCUUCGUGACCUGGCUUUACGCCGUUGUUCACUAUCUGGGCACAGAAAGAAGAGUCGAGCAAUUUUAAAUGAUCUCGUACUGCUAUACAAUUCCUUCUCCUCGGAAGUAGUAUCUUCAUUGCUAGGAUUGCUGCUGAAGGUUCUCCCUUCUUUCAUCGAUGAUCCUCAUCAAGAACGCCCCCGUGACCUUAUCCGGCAGAGCUCACUCUCUGAGUGGGGGACAUUGAUUACUCAGUUCUCCACUGCGGCACCAGACUUACUUUUGAACCUUCUACAGGAAAUUCUUGAUAAGAUUGGAAGUCAGGAAGCAACCAGAUAUGAAACUGGAAUCGAUCUAUUGUCGUCACCAGAAAAUACAGGAGAGGACACUGAAAUUGAUCGCCUUUGUUAUUUGUUUUCAUGGGUCGUUGGCAGGCUGAAAGAAGUAAAUGCUCCUAGGAGCAAGUCAUCACCUGGAACUGAAGCUCCACCAACUGAGAAAGAUAUGUCAAGAGGAAUUCUUCUCGAGAUCCUCCGCAGGCUUCUCGUAUCAGCUGCUUGGAACAAACAACUCAUGGAUUCGGCAGUAGAGCUGGCACAGCUGAUCAGAGAGACCUCUCUGGUGGAUAAAGUCCAGAAAUUCCAUUCGCUAGCAUGCUCAAAUUUGGAUUUCUCUGACAAGAUCCCUCCCGUCCAGAGUUCAAGUGACCUUUUCAAAGAGCAAGAAGAAUCCCUCCAUUUAGCCUCUCAGAAGCUAGAGUUGGUUGGAUUUAACUACACAGAGGACAAAGUUAUCAGUGAAGUGGCAACAUCAGGAAGAUGGAGGGUCACAAAAUCAUGGAGUUCGUGUCCAAUUGGCAUGCUGCCCUUUGACACAUCUUCUUCAUCACGUCUCCCAACACUCAGUUGUGAUGCAGAAGGCCGCCCAGUGAUGGUAGAAUGGAAUUUUAAUGAACUGGACUUGUGCACCCGCAAAAGAGAAACUAGCCCUCUUGGAGAUUCCAUGGAUAGCCCUAGUUCACCUGGAGAGAGACCGACAUAUCAAAGUACCAAGAAGAUUAGAGUUACGGAAGAAGAGGGUUCAGAAGCAGAAGGCACUCUAGGCUGCUUAGCAAUGAAUGGAGCUUGGAAGCAUGUCAAUUUAGAAGACCUGCGCGCCAUCAAGUCCACAGUUCAAAUUAUGCUCUAAUCCCAGGUUCGAACCUUGGGGACCCAGAGAUUGUGGAAAUUUGUUUUCAAAUCCUGCAGCAAACUGGACAAAUGGAGUAAGCUACAAUCAACUGCACCUCGAGCGCCGUUUCAGCCUUCAGGGAAUGUAGAUUGACCGAGCAAACAAAAGAAAAUUGAUGCGUUGUCCGUCGUCUCAGCCAGACACUGUAAGUUUUUUGGAUUGACGUGAUAGAUUUCUCAUUUACUAGAAAUUGAUCAUCUUUACAGACACUGUAAGUUUUGGAUUAACAUGAUAGAUUUCUCUUUUACUAGAAAUUGAUCACCUUUAGAAAACAUAGUUUCAACUUCAGUUUUGUGUACCUCCAACUCAAGAGACUAGCCUCAACUCGUGAGUCAUUGCCUAUGGUCCAUAUCGAGCCGUCGUUGUUGACAAUCAACAGUGACUUAAACUA